Messenger RNA from Rotaria socialis, 1407 nucleotides. NCBI's taxonomy places the organism in Eukaryota, Metazoa, Rotifera, Eurotatoria, Philodinida, Philodinidae. The record is from the annotation of a GenBank genome assembly.
AUGAAUGAUGUGAAUGAAUUACCCAAAGAAAUGCGUACAGAAACCGAUACAUUCGGUCCAAUCCAAGUACCAUCGGCAUGCUAUUAUGGAGCACAAACAGCCCGUUCAAUGAUUUAUUUUAAUAUUGGAUUACCGACUGAUUGUAUGCCACUUCCAUUAGUAGAAGCAUUUGGCCUAUUAAAAAAAGCAUGCGCAAUAGUAAAUCAAAAAUUUGGUCUUGCAAAUAAACUUUCCGAUGCUAUAUCACAAGUAUGUGAUGAGAUUAUUGAUGGUAAAUUAAAUGACCAUUUUCCAUUGAGUAUUUGGCAAACAGGUUCAGGUACACAAACAAAUAUGAAUGUUAAUGAAGUUAUUUCAAAUAGAGCAAUACAAAUACUUGGUGGUAUCAUGGGAAGUAAAACACCUGUUCAUCCCAAUGAUCAUGUGAAUAAAAGUCAAAGUUCUAAUGACACAUUUCCUACUGCUAUGCAUAUUGCUACUGUAUUAGAAUUAAAUCGUCGAUUAUAUCCAGCAUUAAAUAGUCUUCAUAGUGCAUUAAAAAAGAAAUCCGACGAGUUUUCGUUGAUUUAUAAAAUUGGUCGAACUCAUUUACAAGAUGCUGUGCCCAUGACACUUGGACAAGAAUUUUCUGCAUAUGCACAUCAAAUAGCAAUGAAUAUUGAACGUUUAAAAACCAGUCAAAUACGUCUGUCUGAAUUAGCUAUUGGUGGAACAGCUGUUGGUACUGGAAUUAAUGCGCCGAAAGAUUUUGGCAAAUUUGUUGCUCAAAUUUUAACUGAACUUACUCAAGUAUCAUUUCUCGAUGCACCCAAUAAAUUUGAAGCAUUAGCUACACAUGAUACAAUGGUUGAACUAAGUGGUGCACUUAAUACUCUAGCGGUUAGUCUGAUGAAAAUUGCUAAUGAUAUACGUCUGUUGGGUUCAGGACCUCGUUGUGGUUUAGGUGAAUUAAUAUUACCGGAAAAUGAACCAGGCAGUUCAAUUAUGCCUGGUAAAAUUAAUCCAACUCAAUGUGAAGCUAUGACAAUGGUGGCCGCACAAGUGAUGGGUAAUCAUGUGGCUGUUACUGUUGGUGGUUCAAUGGGACAUUUUGAAUUGAAUGUUUUCAAACCGCUAAUUAUUAAAAAUGUUCUCCAUUCAAUAAGACUUUUAGCUGAUGUUUGUAAUUCAUUUACCGAUCAUUGUGUAUCAGGAAUUUUACCGAACACAUCGGUUCUAACACGUUACGUGCACGAAUCUCUUAUGUUAGUAACAGCAUUAAAUCCAUAUAUUGGUUAUGAUAAAGCUGCAGAGAUUGCCAAGAAAGGACAUACAGAAGGACUAACACUACGUGAAGCAACAUUGGCUCUUGGUUAUUUAACAGAAGAAGAAUUCGAUAAAUAUGUCAAGGCUGAAGAUAUGGUUUGA